AUGACUAAACCAAGAGCUCCGGCCAUCUCCGCCGCCGCCGCCGUCGUCAUCCUCCUCGCCAUCUCCGGCGUCCCCGGAGCUCUGUCACAACCCGACAACAGAUGUCGAGCAGGUUCGGACAACACAUGUACGGACAAAUCCAAAGCUGUGACACUAAAACUCAUAGCCAUCUUCACGAUCCUGGUCACGAGUCUCAUCGGAAUCUGCCUCCCGUUCUUCAGCCGAUCCCUGGCGGUGUUUCAGCCGGAGAAAUCGCUCUUCCUGAUCGUGAAAUCCUUCGCUUCAGGGAUCAUCCUCUCCACCGGAUUCAUGCACGUCUUGCCGGAUUCUUUCAACAUGCUGUCGUCACCUUGUCUGAGCGAUGACCCAUGGCACAAGUUUCCUUUCACCGGUUUUGCCGCCAUGGUCUCAGCCAUUUUCACUCUCAUGGUUGAUUCCAUCGCCACCUCCGUCUUCACCAGGUCCGGCCGCCACGACUCGGUCGUUGCUGCGGUGGCCGAGGCCCAGAACUCUCCGGACCAGGAGAUGGGCCGAGCCGAGACGACGACGACCCAUGUUCAUGUGCAUGGACACGGACACGGACACUUUCAUGGAUCCAGUUCUAACGAUAAGGAGAUUGGUUCUAAUACUCAACUUCUAAGGAAUCGAGUUAUUGCCGUGGUACUGGAGCUAGGGAUAGUGGUGCACUCGAUCGUGAUAGGGCUAUCAGUGGGGGCGACGAACAACACAUGCACCAUUAAAGGCCUCGUCGCGGCUCUUUGCUUCCACCAAAUGUUCGAAGGCAUGGGUCUCGGCGGCUGCAUCCUCCAGGCGGAGUAUGACUGGGUGAAGAAGGCGGUGAUGGCGUUCUUCUUCGCGGGAACGACGCCGUUCGGGGUGGCACUGGGGAUGGCGCUGGCGAAGGUGUACAAGGAGAAUAGCCCGGAGUCGCUGAUAACGGUGGGGCUGCUGAACGCGUCGUCGGCCGGGCUUCUGAUAUACAUGGCUCUGGUCGAUCUUCUGGCCGCCGAUUUCAUGGGCCAGAAGAUGCAGAGGAGCAUCAAGCUCCAGCUGAAGUCGUACGUCGCCGUUUUGCUCGGCGCCGGCGGGAUGGCCCUCAUGUCCAAAUGGGCUUGAUCCCCUUCCUUCCUCUUUUGUUUCGCGCGCUUUUGAACUCUUUUUCUUUUUGUAAAUACUCCAAUAAAAUCGGUAUACGAAAUGGGCA
Molecule: messenger RNA, 1204 nt
Organism: Tarenaya hassleriana
Lineage: Eukaryota; Viridiplantae; Streptophyta; Magnoliopsida; Brassicales; Cleomaceae
Product: probable zinc transporter 10
Exons: 3
Coding region: 1-1116 (371 amino acids)
Biological process (GO): zinc ion transmembrane transport
Cellular component (GO): plasma membrane
Molecular function (GO): zinc ion transmembrane transporter activity
Source: RefSeq, a predicted model, not a curated record